This is a messenger RNA of Ascoidea rubescens DSM 1968, 1329 nucleotides long. RefSeq lists its product as uncharacterized. NCBI's taxonomy places the organism in Eukaryota, Fungi, Ascomycota, Saccharomycetes, Ascoideales, Ascoideaceae. The record is from RefSeq and is a predicted model, not a curated record. Bases 36 to 1289 code for a protein of 417 amino acids. The transcript has a single exon.
CUCAAUUAGAUAAAUUAAAUCAACAGAAAACUAUAAUGAGAGCUCAAAAACAACUAAGCGAAGUUAUAGAAGAAUCUGAAAAUAGAAAACUUAGACAAAAAUGCAAAGAUCUUAAAAGAAGAAUUGCCGAAGUUGAAGAAAAUAACGAAAUUGCUGCUUUGGCAAUCUCAAGAGGUAAAACAACCAUAAAACGAUUAAGAUUAGAAUUCACCAUAUUAUUAGAAAGAUUAGAAGAACGUUCAAAAUUAUUUGAUGAUGAUUCUGAUACUGAUGAUAUAAUGAAAUUACAAACUGAUGAUGAAAUAGAUGAUCGAAAAGUAAUCAAUUUAAAUCAAAAUCCCUCUUUAGUUUUAACUAAUAAUAAUAAUAAUAAUCCAAAUACAAAUACAAAUACAAAUUCAAAUACAAAUUCAAAUACAAAUUCAAAUUCAAAUACGAAUACAAAUUCGAAUACAAAUGCAAAUGCAAAUGCAAAUAUAAACACUAAAUCAACUUCAUCAUCUAAAAAAAAAAGAAUUAAUAACUCUCAAAGAGUUAUAAAACCAAGGGACCCAGAAAUGCCUAAAAGACCAACAAAUGCGUACUUGAUCUUUUGUGAAAUGGAGAAAGAAAACAUUAAAAAAACUCUUGAAGAGAAAAAUCCAAAUACUGGAAACGACUUAUCAAAGGGUUUAACCGAAGCAUGGAAAACCUUAGAUGAAGAUUCAAAAAGACCGUAUUUUAAACUAUAUGAAGAAGACAAAGCAAGAUAUGAUAGAGAAAUGGUAAUUUACAAUGCUAAAAAUAUUAAUCAAAAUUCAAUUAAUAAUCUUCAUACUAAUCAUAAUAUCCAAACAAUUCAAACAACUCAAAACACACAAAAUUUGAACAAUUCUCAAAUAAAUCAAAAUAACGAAAUAAAUAAUCAAAAUCACAAAAAUAAUCGAUCUCAAAACACUUCUCAUUCUUCUGUGAAGAAUUUAGAAAAUAAUAAAAAACAAAAACUUAAUACUAACAUUAGCAUUAACGACAAUAGUAAUGAAAUUGUUGCAACAGGCUCUCCAGUUAUUUCAAUUAAUCCAAAUAAUUCAAUCAAUUCAAGUUCUUCUAACACACCAACUCCACAGAUCAUCCAAAUUCCUCAACUUAAUCAAAAUGGGCCUUAUAUUGAACAAAUCUCUUCUAUAGGGACUCCAAUCCAAAUUGAAACCUCCACAACUAUAAAUGUACCUUUUAAUAAUAAUUCAUUAUCAACAGAAAAAUCAAAUGAUUCUUUGAAUAUUUCUGAUGAAGCUUUAAAAAAAAAUUGAUAUCAAUUACAAUUAUAAUUAAAUGCAAUGCAGUUCCAAC